CCUUCUUCCUUAACAUCACACUUACAAUUCAACAACAUAAGAACAGGAUUAUAUUAUGGCGGCGAAUUCUUCUUACGAGACAUCAUGGGCGGAUCAGUGGGACCCAGAGCCACUUUAUGAAUACAACAGGAAUGAUCGUAAGGCCAGCAAGCAAUCAUCGUCGUCGUCGAAAUUCUCCGGCAAGAUGGGCGAAACCUUCGAUAAAACUAAGGUUGUGGCUUCCACGGGUGUGAAGAAAGCGAAGGCGGGAGCUUCUGCGGGUUUUCACUGGAUCAAAGACAAGUAUCAUAAGACUACUCAUAAGAACUAGCUAGCUAGGCUGCUAGCAGGACAUAUUAUUAAUGUUUUUUUUUUUUUUUUUUGUGGGAAUUGAACUUUAUUAUGUUGUUUCCUUUCUCCUAUGAUUAUUUUAUUUUUGUAAAAGAAAAGAAAAAUUAUUGUUGUAUAGGUUAAUAUGGCCGAGUCAUGUAUUCAUUCGUCAUAUGUUUGUUUCAGUUAGAAUAUUAUAUUGAUUUUUUUUUUAAGAAAGAAUAUUAUAUUGAUUUUUUAUGAA
Molecule: messenger RNA, 553 nt
Organism: Ipomoea triloba (trilobed morning glory)
Lineage: Eukaryota; Viridiplantae; Streptophyta; Magnoliopsida; Solanales; Convolvulaceae
Exons: 1
Coding region: 56-310 (84 amino acids)
Source: RefSeq, a predicted model, not a curated record